Molecule: messenger RNA, 516 nt
Organism: Camellia sinensis
Lineage: Eukaryota; Viridiplantae; Streptophyta; Magnoliopsida; Ericales; Theaceae
Source: RefSeq, a predicted model, not a curated record
AUGAAGACUCUGGCAGACCAGGUCGAGGCUGCUGUCAAGGCCAAGGACGUGGCUGAGGAAAAGGCAGAUGCUGCUGAUGCUAUAAAUAAGGUUCUUGAGGCUCAGAAAAAAGAGACCGAGAAAAAGACAUCCGAGGCCCAGAAAGAGCUGCAGGAUGCCUUGCCCACAAAAGAUGCUGAGCUCAAGGCCUCCGAUCAGAAGGGAUACAAUGAGGGGGUGGCCGAUGUCACGGCGGAUUACGAGAAACAGGCUGCUGUCAAGGCCAAGGACGUGGCUGAGGAAAAGGCAGAUACUGCUGAUGCCAUAAAUAAGGUUCUUGAGGCUCAGAAAAAAAAGGCCGAGGAAAAGACAGCUGAGGCCCAGAAAAAGCUGCAGGAUGCCUUGGCCACAAAAGAUGCUGAGCUCAAGGCCUCCAAUCAGAAGGGAUACAAUGAGGAAGUGGCCGAUGUCACGGCGGAUUACGAGAAACAAGUGAAGCAGCUUACUGUCAAACUGUGUUUCAUUGUCUACAAUUAG